Molecule: messenger RNA, 1864 nt
Organism: Camponotus floridanus (Florida carpenter ant)
Lineage: Eukaryota; Metazoa; Arthropoda; Insecta; Hymenoptera; Formicidae
Product: sperm-associated antigen 6
Exons: 10
Coding region: 153-1757 (534 amino acids)
Biological process (GO): cilium movement
Cellular component (GO): microtubule cytoskeleton
Molecular function (GO): microtubule binding
Source: RefSeq, a predicted model, not a curated record
UGAGCUUCAAGAGCGCCAGAUUUUCAUUUUCAAACAGACGACGACUUCAUUAAGAGUUGUCAAAAAUUACUCCUAUAUCGCGAGACACAGAAUGUCAUAGAUUAACUAGCGAUAAUGUUAAAUACAAUGUCUGAUAUUUUCUGAUAAUUAAUAUGACAGCACGCUCGAUUUUACAAGUUUUUGAUCAAUAUCAAAAGGCGCGAUUGCUCUUUGUGCAAUCUAUAGCGGAUUUAUCGUCAAAACCUAAUAAUAUCGAUUGCUUAGAGGCGGCGGGUGUAAUAGAUCUAUUACGACCUUUACUAAUGGAUACCGUACCAUCUAUUCAACAUAUGGCGGCAUUCGCUUUCGGCAAGUUAGCGAAUCAUAAUUCCAGACUAGCACACGCUAUUGUUAGAAGAGAUAUAUUGUCACAUUUGUUGAAGAACAUAGACAAACAAAAUAAAUUUUACAAGAAAGCGGCACUCUUUGUGUUGCGAGCGAUAGCAAAACAUUCACCAGAGUUGGCAUUAAUAGUAGUAGACCAUGACGGUUUGGAGACUAUAAUUGAGUGUUUGGAAGAUUUCGAUCCAGAAGUGAAAGAAGCAGCUGCUUGGGCACUUGGAUAUAUCGCAAGACACAACAAGAGUUUGGCUCAAACAGCAGUAGAUGCUGGCGCGGCGUCACUUCUUGUACUGUGUUUGCAAGAACCCGAAUUGUAUAUUAAACAAAUCGGCGCUUCGGCCAUUAGCGACAUAAGUAAACAUAGUAUCGAACUUGCACAAGCGGUAGUGGACACAGGUGCAGUCGCCUUCCUCGCGAAAACCUUAGCUAAUCCCGAUGCCAAAGCAAAGCGUCAAGCAUUGUUGGCAUUGAGCAGUAUAGCCAAACAUUCUACGGAAUUAGCGGAGGCUGUGAUCGAGGCAGAAAUUUUUCCUGAUGUUUUAGUGCACAUGGCACAUCCGGAUGAGAAUGUCGGUAGAGUUGCUGCAAUUUUAACCAGAGAAAUUUGCAAACACACGUUGGAACUGGCGCAACUUGCAACAAACAUUGGAGGUAUCGCUGCACUUAUCGAAUUAAUCAACGUAUCCAAAUCGGCAACUAGAUUACCAGCGAUCAUGGCGCUUGGUUACAUCGCUGGUCAUUCUGAUCAGUUGGCUGUAGCUGUAAUAGGAUCCAAAGGUAUUGUACAAUUGACGAUUGUCUUACAAGAAGAAACAGAAGAUCAUAUUCUUGCGGUAACUGUAUGGGCGAUCGGACAAAUUGGCAAGCAUACACCCGAACAUGCAAAAGCAAUUGCAGCUGCGAACAUACUGCCCAAGUUAUUGAAGCUGUAUAGCGAUUCGAAAAGUUCCGAAGAUCUUAGGGCAAAAUGUAACACAACAUUAAAGCAAGUGCUGCAAAAAUGCAUGUACAUCGAAGCUCUUGAACCUCUAUUACAUGACGUGCCUCUUAAUAUCUUGAAAUAUGUGCUGGGACAAUUCAGCAAGAUUUUGCCACACGAUGCGAAAGCAAGAAGAUUAUUUGUAACAUCUGGUGGUUUGAAGAAAGUACAAGAGAUUCAAGCUGAACCUGGCACGGCACUUUCAGAAUAUAUAACAAUUAUCAAUUGCUGUUUUCCAGAAGAAAUUGUCAGAUACUAUUCGCCCGGUUAUCCAGAUAGCCUUUUGGAAGCUGUAGAGCAGUACCAGCCGAAAUGUCUUUUUGUAUUUGAUCAUAAAUCAUCGUCCGAGCAUAUGGAUUCUAGUCUACCUACGUCAUUUUAUAACGAUGAGGGAUGAUUCUAAAUUAUAUUGGUGCCUCUAUCAAUAUUCCGUUUGCAUAACGAAAUGUAUUUGUUAAUAUGCAUCAAAACUAAAAUUUGUCACUUUUCUCAUAUGUAAUUGUA